Scaptodrosophila lebanonensis is the source of this 2228-nucleotide messenger RNA. RefSeq names its product octopamine receptor (gene TyrRII). The transcript is spliced from 6 exons. Gene Ontology annotation, cellular component: membrane. The coding region runs from base 7 to 1827 and encodes 606 amino acids. Gene Ontology annotation, biological process: adenylate cyclase-activating adrenergic receptor signaling pathway. Gene Ontology annotation, molecular function: G protein-coupled receptor activity. The record is from RefSeq and is a predicted model, not a curated record. Lineage: Eukaryota; Metazoa; Arthropoda; Insecta; Diptera; Drosophilidae.
GCAACAAUGGAGGUAAGCAGCAGCCUGGAUAGUGGCACUAAGAACGCUUUGCUGCUCUUACAACAGCAGUCGAAUGGCAGCUUCAACGUGUCUUUGGACCUGCAGCAGCAGGACAACAUCAACAACAUUACCAACAGCAGCAGCAGCAACAACAGCAACAACGGCGGCAGCAACAACCACCAAAGUUUCGACAACACCUACACAGCAACACCUUUGCUUUUAUCGGCUGCUGCUGCCGCGGGCAGUGACCUUAUCAGUACGACCUUGACAGCCACCGUGUCUACGGUUUCAUCCAGUAUGUCCGAUUCGGCGGAUAUUGUGGGCAUGGCUGUGCCCUCAGUGAACUCGUAUUUCAUUGGCAUGGCCUGGCCUAAGGCCAUUGCAGUGGCCUUUUUCCUGCUGCUCAUAUUGGCAACAGUUAUUGGCAAUACGCUGGUCAUCUUGGCCGUCCUGACAACUAGACGACUGCGCACCGUUACCAAUUGUUUUGUCAUGAAUUUGGCCAUUACGGAUUGGCUGGUUGGUACUUGUGUAAUGCCACCAGCGGUUGUACUAUAUAUAACGGGCAGUUGGCGCUUUGGUUGGAUACUAUGCGACAUCUGGGUAUCGUUGGAUAUACUGCUCUGCACUGGCUCCAUACUCAGCUUGUGCGCCAUUAGUCUCGACAGGUAUCUUGCCGUGACACAACCCUUGACAUAUUCAAAAAAACGUCGCUCGAAACGCUUGGCACUGCUCAUGAUACUCGUGGUGUGGAUAACGGCGCUGUCAAUCACAUGCCCACCAUAUUUGGGUUGGUACGAACAGGGCCGACGGCAGCAGGACUCUGUCGACUGUCGCUACAAUCAGAAUAAAGGCUACGUAGUAUUCUCGGCAAUGGGUUCAUUCUUCAUACCACUCACAGUAAUGCUCUAUGUUUACCUUAAGAUUGGUUAUGUGCUGACAUCACGGCGACAGCGUAUUGUGCGCGAUGCGAACGUUGAACGCACCGCUGACCCAGAUCUUGAUGGCGACAACUUCAUCUCAGAAUCGGAGCACUAUCAUUGCAAUCCGCACAAAUGCUUGCCCAUGUGCAAAACACGUUGGCGUCUCACCUCGCUGCAUGGCAAUGGGGCAACAGCGAGCAACAGUGCAAACAGUGGCGCAAGUCAUGCCACAAAUGGCAGCAGCAGCAACAGCAUUAAAUGCAACAAAUGUCUGCCAAAGGGCGUCGUGGAUAAAACUUUAACAUUUAAGCAUCAGCCAACAUUCUAUGAAUUGGUGGAAGUGUCGCGCCUCUCAUCGCUCAUCCACUGCUCCGCAAUAAGUUGCAAAUAUGGAGGUCCUUGUAUGCACAGCACUGCGGCGGGCGGGGACACAAGACGGUCCUCGGCAUUGCACUACAAUGAUAGUCAAACUUCAUUUGCUGAGACAAGCAAACAGCAGCAGCAGCAUCAUCAUCAUCAUCAUCAGCAGCAGCAGCAGCACAUCCAACACAAUCAUCAUCACCAUCCACACCAUCAUGCUCAUCAGCGUAUGCCAAUGCGCGUGUCCACCACAAAACGUGAUACGAAAACCGCCAAAACAUUAACAAUUGUUAUGGGCGGCCUCAUUGCUUGUUGGCUGCCCUUCUUCGUCUAUUAUCUGCUAAUACCCUUCCUGCCACGCGCUGCAGUGCUGGAAGGACUCAUGUCCUUCCUCACAUGGGUCGGCUGGGUGAAUUGUGCCAUAAAUCCAUUCAUUUAUGCCUUUUAUAAUCCAGAUUUCCGCACUGCCUUUUGGCGUUUGACAUGUCGGCGCAUUUGUAAGCAAAAGCCGCCGCCCAAUCAUAUGGCCAUGUUCCGUGGUUAGAUGCAAAUGAAAGAAAGGCCGUUCAGGCAUGAAGGCAGAUAUUAAAGUUGAAGUCAAUUGCUAAGAAGAAUUACUUAAAUGAAUUUCCUAAUACAACUUAAUUUUAUUCAAUUCACAUUUUGGAACAAUUAUGUGCUCAAAAAAUACUCCGAUCAAGUUAGCAUUUCAAACCUGAUUAAGUCUUCAAGUCGUGAAUCGUUUCUCUUUACUGAUCCUGUCCCCAAUUAAUCAGAUUAGACAUGAAAAUAAUUCCACAAACGUAACUAUUAAAGAUAGAUCCUUAGUAGAUCCUAUCAUUCCAAAUGUGCGAUGUGCGAAUAGUUGUAGAAGGUAACUUACCUUCAAAAAAGUUGUAAUUAUUAUUUGUUCCUUAACUAACAUUUAAUUUAAUUCCUAGCUGA